AUGAUCGCGAUUUUACAACGAGCGAAAGGAUUGUUUUAUGACGAUGAAAUGUUCAAGCAUAGGAAGGAUAAAGUACUAAAGAGCGGAAAAAUAUCUUACAAGUGCACCAAAGCGGGCUGCAAAGACAGGUGCACUUGGAUUGAUUAUCGCAAUGAUUUCCCUUUGCGGCAUCAAUUAGAGGAAAGUACAUUGAAAUGUUCGGCACAUUUUGUGGCAAUGAAGCUGUUGGAGGUU
Messenger RNA from Mesorhabditis belari, 234 nucleotides. NCBI's taxonomy places the organism in Eukaryota, Metazoa, Nematoda, Chromadorea, Rhabditida, Rhabditidae. The record is from the annotation of a GenBank genome assembly.